Messenger RNA from Gymnodraco acuticeps, 984 nucleotides. Its product is annotated as beta-1,3-galactosyltransferase 5-like. Gene Ontology annotation, molecular function: N-acetyl-beta-D-glucosaminide beta-(1,3)-galactosyltransferase activity. Gene Ontology annotation, cellular component: membrane. The record is from RefSeq and is a predicted model, not a curated record. Bases 1 to 984 code for a protein of 327 amino acids. The transcript has a single exon. NCBI's taxonomy places the organism in Eukaryota, Metazoa, Chordata, Actinopteri, Perciformes, Bathydraconidae.
AUGGAGAGCAGCAGCAGACACUUUGCACACGUCUUCAUCUGCAUGGUGGGAGCAGUGAUAAUACUCCUCCUCUAUCUGGACCCGGACUGGGGCUUUGAGAGCAGGGACACACCAGCAUCACUGGCAGCACCAGCAUGGAAGGAUCCUGGGCCGUAUUACGUGGCCUACCCAGGAAACUACAAAUUCAUCAUGGACGACACCCCGACGUGUAAAGCCACGACUCCGUUCCUGCUCCUGGUGGUCCCGGUGGCCCCCGGGGGCGUGGCAGCUCGGGACACCAUCCGGAGGACGUGGGGAAGUGAGAAACUGGUUCUGGGUCAGCGGGUCGAGACUCUCUUCAUACUGGGCCUACCUUCAGGAGCUGAUGGCAAGCAGCAGCAGGAGAAGCUCCAACAGGAAAACCUGCAGCACCAGGACCUGAUCCAGAGUAACUUCAAGGACGGCUACCACAAUCUGACCAUCAAGACGAUGAUGACACUGGAGUGGCUGGUUGCGCGCUGCCACAAGCUUUCCUACGUUAUGAAGAUUGACGCCGAUAUGUUGCUGCACGUCCAGAAUUUGGUUAAACUGUUACUGGAUCCCAGCACGGCCAAACAGAACUACAUGACAGGUUUGGUGUGGUGGCACAGCCCGGUCUUGAGAAACCCGUUCAACAAGUUCUACAUGCCGAGAUAUGUGAUUGCUGAGCCGGAGUACCUGCCGUAUCCUCUGGGCAUGGCCUACGUCAUGUCCCUGGACCUGCCUGCCAAGAUCCUGGCAGCCGCCCCUCACAUUAAACCCAUCUUCAUCGAGGACGCCUACCUGGGAAUGUGCCUGAAACACCAUGGCCUUUCUCCCACCAACGCUCCUGAAAACACCAUGUUCAUGGUGGACCCCAGGCAUCCUCUGAGCGACUGCAGCCUCUCCAGAGUGAUCGCUGCGACCACCACCAGCAUCCCACAGAUGACCAGUUACUGGGAGAGGAGCAGGGGGGCUAAAUGUUGA